AUGCCAAGGAAAAGGAAAAAUCUUGGGGGAAAUCCUUUUCGGAAGACUUCAAACUCUAAGCAAGUUGUAUCCAGUGUUGCUAGUCGCGAGGAGGCAACCACCACUCUCCCUUCCGUGUCUGAGACAGAAAUUAAGCAGGAAGAACUCUUCACCAGUAUGUCAGAGAUGUUUUCUGAUCUGGAUCCUGAUGUAGUGUAUUUGAUGCUUUCUGAAUGUGAUUUCAAAGUUGAAAAUGCCAUGGAUUGUCUGUUAGAACUAUCUGCUGCUGAUCCCAAGAUAGAAGAUUCUCCUUUGAACAGCUGCGUUGCUUCUGGGAACCAAGCAAGUGCAGUCAGAAGUGAAAUAAUGGAAAAGUGUCCUCCAGAAGAGAUUGAUUCAAAAAUGGAUUCAUUUCUGGACAUGCAGUUAACUGAAGAUUUGGAUUCCUUAAUACAGAAUGCUUUUGAGAAGUUGAACACUUCUGAUGACCAGGCAUACUCAUUUUUGCCUUUGCAAGAUGUUAAUAGUUUUAGUAGUACGAAUGCAUUUAUCAAUUUGGAUUCAAAUAGUAUGACUUCCACUCUUUGUACGCAAAAUACGGAUUUAAACAAUGAAAAUUUAGAGAAUUCUGCAUCUGUAUUGAAUUCAGCUCCCUUAACUACACAUUCAGCUUCUAAUGAGUCUGAAAGUUUUGCAAAGGAAAACAUACUGGCAUUGGAAGAUUCUCUUCUUAGUAAUUCUCUAGAUGUAGUAAGUGAGACCACAGUGGACUGCAGUAAUUUUAUUCAUUCACAGCACGACCUAUUAGAAUCUGAGGGUUUUGAGACUCAGUUUUCUCAAGAUCCUGUAGAUUUGGAUGCCAACAAACCUCAGGCUCCCUUAAAUCUUACUUUGCAAAAUCCAGGGCUUGGUUUACCAGGUAUAGGUGGGGAUCAGAAAUCUACUUCUGUUCCUGAUGUGUUUGUACAGUCUGAAGAAUUCAGCUUCAAGCCACACAAACACACCGACUUGGUACCGACGGGGAAGGAUGUGAAGUACUGCCCAGUACUUACCCCUCUCCCUCUUCUGCUGCCUCCUCCUCCGCCACCUCCGCCAAUGUGGAAUCCGAUGAUUCCUACCUUUGACCUCUUCCAAGGAAACCAUGGCUUUGUAGCUCCUGUGGUAACCUCAGCCGCACACUGGAGACCUGUCAACUACACAUUUCCAUCACCAGUUAUUUCCCCAACAAAGAUUUGGAGGAAUAAAGAGGGAACAAGUGCUUAUCAAAUACAAGAACCUCCAGUUUCUCAGGUUGUAAGAAAGAAGUCAUCUUAUGUUGGACUAGUUCUUGUUCUUCUCAGAGGGCUUCCAGGAUCAGGAAAAUCUUUUUUGGCAAGGACUUUGCAAGAGGAUAAUCCAAGUGGCAUCAUUCUUAGUACUGAUGAUUAUUUUUACAUAAAUGGACAAUAUCAGUUUGAUGUAAAGUACUUAGGAGAAGCGCAUGAGUGGAAUCAGAAUCGUGCCAAAGAGGCAUUUGAGAAGAAAAUAUCUCCUAUAAUAAUAGAUAAUACAAACCUACAAGCAUGGGAAAUGAAGCCAUAUGUUGCAUUGUCUCAAAAACAUAAAUAUAAAGUCCUUUUUCGGGAACCAGACACAUGGUGGAGGUUCAAACCAAAGGAACUUGCAAGGCGGAAUAUUCAUGGGGUAAGCAAAGAAAAAAUAACAAGAAUGUUGGAGCACUAUCAACGUUUUGUUUCAGUGCCAAUAAUCAUGAGUUCUUCAGUUCCAGAGAAAACUGAGCGUAUUGAGUUGUGUGCAUAUUCUUCUGAGGACAGAAGUAUGAGCCCAAGGGACAGUGAAGAUAUUUCCUCUGAGAAAGAAAAUGUUUUGUCCUCGCCUUUGAAGCACCUAGAGUUAAUUGAUGAGAAGAAGCCUGAAGUGACUGAAGAAGUUCUGCUAUCUGAGAAUGUUAUAUAUAUUUCAAAUGCAGAUUUAAACAAAGGCAGUAAAGAAAUCAGUGAUAUGAAUCCUAACAUUCAGGAAGUUUCAGACAUACGUUUUUCUGAGUUUCAUUGUAAAGUACAAGUAACAGACAAAAGUGAAAAAGAGGAGCAAGUAGAAAUGACUGCUGAAAAAGAUUAUAGUAAAACCAAUGCAGAUGGUUUUGUUGAGAAUGUAUCACCAAGUAUCUGCUAUGGUGAAAAUAAUCUAGAAGACUGUGACCUUUCAAAUAUUGUACCACAUGAGAAUGAAAAAUCAUCUAGUGAAAUAUUGGAAGACAGAGUAAUGGUAAAGAAAAAAGCCUUUGGAAAACAAAAAAGCAAAUCAACUUUGGAAAAACUCCCAAGACAUGAGCUGUCAAGUUUUGUUGGUGACUGGCCAGUUGAUAAGAGCAUUGGUCAGAGGAUAAAAAGGAACCGAAAAACUGAAAAAGGUUCACCUGUGCAAAGUGACAAAAAGUAUAAUCGACCUCAGUCACACAAAGUAUUAGAUAACAGUCUGUCUGUGAAUUUAGAUCAUGUUCAGCAACAAGUAUCGCCACAUGAUACUGUAGAGAAUGACAGGACAUCCCAGUGUGAUGAUGCUUCAGAUUCUUUCAGUAGUAAAUGUGAUACUUAUAAGAACACUGAAAAAACCUCAUUUGGCAUUGUGGGUGAUUGGCCUUUACCCGAUUCUUUAGCCCAGAGAGAGCGUAGAUUAAGAAUGCCAAAAGCUGGUGCAAGUGAACCUGACUUAAAAUUUGGAAAUAAUGACGAUACAAAUGAAAUAUCUUUAUAUACAGCACAUGAGGCCUAUUGGGGCACAAGCACUGAAGAAAUAAAAAUACUGGGUGAUUCCACUCUAGGAAGUUCUGAAAGACUUUCCAAUGAAAUGACCCAGGGCUGUCAAACUCAUCUAAGUGAAAAGAUUCAUGGGCAGUGCUCUUUGUCUCUUACUUUAACCAGUAAUGGGCCAACUAUUACUGGAGUAGUAGGAUCACAAAAUUUAGGUGAUUUUCCAGAAGGGAAUCCUAAAGAUUCUGGAGUGGAAGUACAUAUGUGUACACAGACUGAACCACAGGAUUUUGCUCUUUUAUGGAAAAUAGAAAAGAAUAAAAUUAGUGCUUCAGAUUCUGUUAGAGUAUUAACAGGAAGAUUAGAUGGAUUUAAACCAAAAGCUUUCAAUAUUAACACAAAGUUACAUGCUCAAGAAACAAUCCCAUAUAGGGUGAUGUAUGAUAAAAGCACUUAUGUUGAAGAAAGUGAGCUUACCAGUGCUGAUGAAUCUGAAAAUCUUAACAUUCUUUGUAAACUAUUUGGGUCCUUUUCAUUAGAAGCCUUAAAAGACUUAUAUGAGAGGUGUAACAAAGAUAUUAUUUGGGCCACAAGCCUUUUAUUAGAUUCGGAAACUAAAUUAUGUGAAGAUAUAGAAGUUGAGAAUAACCAAAAAUCAUAUGAUGAAGCACAAAUUGGACCAUUUUCUCUGGGAUUGAAUUUGAAGGAAAUUAUUAGCCAAAGAGAAAGUGGGGAGGAUUCUAAUUCUUCUAUGCUAGAAUUUAGCUAUGGAGUUGGUAUCAGUAAUACUAAUGUACAGUCUAUCAGUGAUUCAGAAAAGGGAAACUCAGGACAGGCAGAAACAAGAGUUAUAACCACUGAAAAUCCUGGAUUAAUAGCAAAUAUAUUUCCUAAUGUCACUGUAGAUUUAAAGAAUACAAAUGACACACUUCCUAAUAGUCAGGUAGAACUUUCAGGUUUAUAUAAUGCUGAGCAGCCUUUUCCAGGUACUCUUAAAGCUACCACUUCUAAAGAUAUAAGUGAAAUGGAAAAGAAUCUACAAGUCACAGAGAUUGGCGAUAACAUACAUUCUUUGGGUUUGGCAGAUAUUUUAAAUUCUGUAUCGAGCACUUUAGAUCUUGAAUUAAACAAAAAUAGUUUUACUGACUCUUUUGAAAUAAAGAAAAGUGCAAAUCUUCCAAAGGACUAUGUGAAAUUUUCAAACACAGAAGAAUUUAUGAAUGAAGAGGAACAGGAUGUAGAAAAAAUUCUUACUGGGAGUACUUUGUUAGCUGGAGUUAGUGAAGACGAUAAAACUGAAAUGUCGAAUCCCACACCUGUGAUGGCCAAGUCUCUAACCAUAGACUGUCUGGAACUGGCAUUGCCUCCUGAGCUGGCUUUUCAGCUUAAUGAAUUAUUUGGCCCCGUUGGUAUUGAUUCAGGUUCUCUAACAGUUGAAGAUUGUGUUGUACAUAUAGAUCUGAAUCUGGCGAAAGUAAUUCAUGAGAAAUGGAAAGAGUCUGUAAUGGAGCGACAAAGACAAGAAGAGGUAUCCUCUGGCAAGUUUGUACAAGAUUCUCUCCAGAUUGGGCAUAUUGGAUUUGAUAAUCCUGAACAAAGGUCAUCUCAGAAAACAGGCAAAAAAUUACUGAAGACUUUAGCAGCACCUGAAAUGCUAUCUUUAUCGGAUCAUUGGAAUACUCAAACUAAGAAAGUAUCACUCAGAGAAAUAAUGUCAGAAGAAAUUGCCUUACAGGAAAAGCAUGAUUUGAAAAGGGAACCACUUACGUUCGAAAAAGAUUGUGCCACUAAGCUAAAAGAGAAGGAGCUCUUUAAGAUAUUUCCGGCCAUUAACCAAAAUUUUCUAGCGGACAUUUUCAAGGACCACAACUAUUCAUUAGAACAAACAGUGCAGUUUCUAAACUGUGUUCUUGAAGGAGAUCCUGUAAAAACAGUUGUAGCACAAGAGUUUGUUCAUCAAAAUGAGAAUACUACUUCUCAUAUGGCACAGAAAUCUAAGGAGAGAAAGACAAAGAAAUCCAAAGAGACUGAGGAUAUACUAAAUGAGCCAUCUUUCCAGGAUUUUGAGUACCCAGAGUAUGAUGACUAUAGGGCAGAGGCUUUCCUGCACCAGCAGAAGAGGAUGGAAUGCUACAGCAAGGCAAAAGAAGCUUAUCGGAUGGGGAAAAAAAAUGUCGCUACAUUUUAUGCGCAGCAGGGUAGUCUCCAUGAACAGAAGAUGAAAGAAGCCAAUCACCUUGCUGCUGUGGAGAUCUUUGAGAAAGUCAAUGCCUCCCUGCUGCCACAGAAUGUUUUAGACCUCCAUGGGUUGCAUGUAGAUGAGGCUAUCGAACAUUUGAUGACAGUUUUACAGCAGAAAACUGAAGAAUGUAAGCAGAGUGGAGGUAAGCCCUAUCUUUCUGUGAUUACGGGAAGAGGAAACCACAGCCAGGGAGGAGUUGCUCGCAUCAAACCAGCCGUCAUUAAAUACCUCACAAGCCAUAGCUUCAGGUUCUCUGAAAUUAAACCAGGGUGCUUGAAAGUCAUGCUAAAGUAAAAUAAAUGUCCUUGACUUAGAAGUGUUAAAGGUUUGUAGGUUAAAAUUAGUUUUAUUUGCUGUGAUUUAGUCAGUUUUACAGUAAACGAGUUUUAUUAGAAAUAAUGUCGUUAUAAAAUAGAAAAACAUGAUGUUUUUCAAAAUGCAAGUUUUAUUUUUUACUAAAUUGAAUGCUAAAUAUGUUGUCUGUUAA
Messenger RNA from Condylura cristata (star-nosed mole), 5461 nucleotides. RefSeq names its product NEDD4 binding protein 2 (gene N4BP2). The transcript has 16 exons. NCBI's taxonomy places the organism in Eukaryota, Metazoa, Chordata, Mammalia, Eulipotyphla, Talpidae. Bases 1 to 5268 code for a protein of 1755 amino acids. The record is from RefSeq and is a predicted model, not a curated record. Gene Ontology annotation, molecular function: ubiquitin binding.